This is a messenger RNA of Acyrthosiphon pisum (pea aphid), 1099 nucleotides long. It is a transcript of the gene AP-1sigma, whose product is annotated as AP-1 complex subunit sigma-2. Gene Ontology annotation, molecular function: clathrin-cargo adaptor activity. Gene Ontology annotation, biological process: intracellular protein transport; vesicle-mediated transport. NCBI's taxonomy places the organism in Eukaryota, Metazoa, Arthropoda, Insecta, Hemiptera, Aphididae. The record is from RefSeq and is marked provisional. Gene Ontology annotation, cellular component: membrane coat; AP-1 adaptor complex.
AUUAGUGUUCUACGGUAAUAAUAAAAUUGGUGUUUAAUAUUUAUGUGGCAACUGGAAAUAGUACCUCAUUUCUUAUAAUAUUAUUUGGCAACUUAUCAUAUUGCCGUUUUAUCAAAUUUUUAAUUUUGGCUUUGAAGGCGGUGCUUAUUUUAGAUAAACAGAUUACAGAUUACAGAAUAAUUGCAUUAAUUUUCGUGUGCGUCGUCGUCGUGCUAGUGUGCGACACAAUAAUAACGAUAUCGGCUUUAAUUGUUAUAUUUGACAAGAGUCGAUUCGCUCGACUAUAGGUCGCGUUUUGCACUAUCGCAUUUAUAAUAGCUGUACGUUCACCAAAACAUGACGACUAACGAAUAAUGAUUAAUAGCGUCCAACGCGGAACAAUAUGAUGCAUUUCAUGUUACUAUUCAGUCGUCAAGGCAAGCUUCGGCUUCAAAAAUGGUAUGUAGCUCAUCCCGACAAGGUGAAAAAGAAAAUUACCAGAGAACUUAUAACCACAAUUUUAGCCAGGAAGCCUAAAAUGUGUAGUUUUCUUGAAUGGAAAGAAUUAAAAGUUGUUUAUAAAAGGUACGCUAGUCUGUAUUUUUGUUGUGCUAUUGAGCAGAAUGACAAUGAACUUCUUACUUUGGAAAUCAUUCACCGCUAUGUUGAAUUAUUAGACAAGUAUUUUGGCAGCGUCUGUGAGCUCGAUAUAAUAUUCAACUUCGAAAAGGCAUAUUUUAUACUGGAUGAGUUAUUAUUGGGUGGAAAUACAGGAGACUAGUAAGAAAAAUGUACUCAAGGCUAUUUCAGCUCAGGAUCUCUUGCAAGAGGAAGAAACACCUCAAACCUUUUUUGAAGACCAUGGCCUCGGUUAACAAAUAUUGAUUGAACACAUUCCAUAGACAUUCCAAACUAAUUAAUAAAUAAAUAUGACAAAAAAGAAACAAGUAUUAGACACAAUUUAUUGUACUUACGCCUUAUUAUUAUUAUCACUUUUUAUUAAAAUAUGUAUAUUGUAAUGUAUGUAUACAACACUAUAGGUGACAGUGCUACAUGUCCGUCCAAUUUUAUUACAAUUUAUUUUUUGUCCAUAGGCAAUAAAAAUAAAAAUUAAACUUUU